CGGCGACGGCUUUCCUUGAUCGCUUUACUGUAGUAUCUGAACGGUUUGUUCAACAGUUUAGCUUUCGACCACUUAUAAAAAUGGCGCCCAUUGCACACGCGGUUACGGUAUCUUUGAAUGAUUUGAAGAACGGAACUGUCUCCUUAGAGGCACUCGAGGAGGCGUUUGGUCCCGAUUCACUGGGCAUCCUGGUCGUUAAGGACGUCCCCGCGGAGUUCGCUGAGCUGCGCCACCGAUUGCUAUCUUACUCUUCGUACCUUGGAAACCUUCCCAAGUCCGAACUUGACCGGCUCGAGAACGAAAAGGCCAAGUAUCUGACUGGCUGGUCGCUCGGCAAGGAGACUUUGAAAAAUGGCCAGGUCGACAACCUGAAGGGUUCCUACUAUGCCAACUGCGCCUUUUAUGUUGACCCUUCGUUGUCUUGCGCAAAGCCGACGGAGGAGUUCAACCCCGAUAACUUCCCCGAAUACCUGUCGCCCAACCUGUGGCCCCAGGAGAGCACCCUGCCUGGAUUCAAGCCUACCUUUGAGGAUCUUUGUCGCUUGAUUAUCGACGUUGCCGUCCUUGUUGCGCGUGCCUGCGACCGAUUUGCCGAGAAGCAGAUUGCUGGCUAUCCGGCUGGCUAUCUAGAGGGUGUCGUGAAGACCUCGACUACCACCAAGGCCCGUCUCCUGCACUACUUCCCCGAGGAGGCCACCGCGACGGAUGCCAGCAAGGAGAGCAACAAGGAGGAAGAGGGCGAUGAGGACGACUGGUGCGCCACCCAUCUUGACCACGGUUGUCUUACCGGCCUGACCUCCGCCAUGUUCGUCGACGAGGCGGCCACGCCCCCAGUUGUCAACCUAUCGGUAAAUGGCUCGCUACCCCCUCUGGGCGAGCUCCCUACAUCUCCAGACCCGAAGGCCGGCCUCUACAUCAAGUCCCGCACGGGCCAGACGGUACAGGUCAAGAUUCCCCGUGAUUGCAUCGCCUUUCAGACGGGCGAGGCUUUGGAGCGUAUCACGGGCGGCAAGUUCAAAGCGGUGCCGCACUUUGUACGGGGUGCGCGGGCUGAGAUGAGCGCCGGGAGGAUUGCGCGCAACACGCUUGCGGUGUUCACUCAGCCCAACUUGGGCGAUGAGGUUGACAUGGAGCAGCACAUUACCUUUGGAGAGUUUGCGCGGGGCAUCGUUGCCAAAAACACUGUUUCUUGAAGGCCGUGAUUUGGGAAUCUCGGAAGGAUGUGGCAGUUUGAAUUGAUCUUGAUGAUUGAACGAAUGCAUUUUGUACCAAAAAAUGUGUAAUGAUGGUGUUGUAGACAUGAA
Messenger RNA from Neurospora hispaniola, 1304 nucleotides. RefSeq lists its product as uncharacterized. The coding region runs from base 81 to 1193 and encodes 370 amino acids. The record is from RefSeq and is a predicted model, not a curated record. NCBI's taxonomy places the organism in Eukaryota, Fungi, Ascomycota, Sordariomycetes, Sordariales, Sordariaceae. The transcript has 2 exons.